Molecule: messenger RNA, 2941 nt
Organism: Pimephales promelas (fathead minnow)
Lineage: Eukaryota; Metazoa; Chordata; Actinopteri; Cypriniformes; Leuciscidae
Source: RefSeq, a predicted model, not a curated record
CUCUCUUAGUCUUUCCCCAUUCAUACAUCCCUCCUCUCCUCCUCAACAUUACUCACACUUAUCCAUGACAAUCACUUUCUCAUAGACGGGACUAAUUAUUAAAGACUGGAAACGAGUUUACCGAGAGACAAAGACCAGACAGGGGCCGUGAAGUGAACAUCACACAUUUCCGGGCUCUCUGUCCAAUGAAAAUGUUUCAGACCGUCCCCGACACUUCGUCUUACGUCAAGGUAAGACAACAUCGUCACUACGAGCAGGAGGCGCUGUCAGUGGUGAGUGAAGACCAGUCUCUGUUUGAGCCUCCAUACGCUUCUGCUGCUCCUUUACCCAAGACGGACAUGACCGCGUCCGGCACACAGGAUUACGCCCAGACACACAAGAUCAACCCUAUUCCUCCUCAGCAGGAGUGGAUCAGCCAGCCUGUGCGAGUUAACGUCAAACGAGAAUAUGACCACAUCAAUGGAUCCAGAGAGUCCCCGGUGGACUGUAGUGUGGGUAAAUGCAAUAAGAUGGUGGGAGGGACCGACACAUCUCAGAUGAACUAUACUGGCUACAUGGAUGAGAAGUGUGCUCCGCCUCCAAACAUGACAACCAAUGAGAGGAGAGUUAUCGUCCCAGCAGACCCUUCUCUCUGGUCUCCAGACCAUGUGCGGCAAUGGUUAGACUGGGCCAUUAAAGAGUAUGGUCUUCAGGAGAUCGACACAGCCAUGUUCCACAACACAGAUGGAAAAGAGCUUUGCAAGAUGAGCAAAGAGGACUUCCUGAGACUUACCAGCGUUUAUAACACGGAGGUCCUGCUCUCACAUCUCAAUUACCUCAGGGAAAGCAGCUCAUCAAUAUCGUACAACACACCAUCUCAUGCCGACCAGUCCCCUCGCUUGGCUGCCAAAGACGAUGCGUCCUAUGAUGCCGUCCGGAGGGCAGGCUGGUCAAACAACAUGCACAGCGGCAAAGGCUCUCCUACAGUGGUCUCUCAGAACGUGUCCAAGAACACUGAGCCGGCUCGGCCUCAGCCAGACCCUUACCAGAUAUUAGGACCCACUAGCAGUCGACUUGCAAACCCAGGUUCGGGUCAGAUCCAGCUGUGGCAGUUCUUGCUCGAGCUUCUCUCCGACAGCGCCAACGCCGGCUGCAUCACCUGGGAGGGAACCAACGGAGAGUUCAAGAUGACGGACCCCGACGAAGUAGCGCGUCGCUGGGGCGAGCGCAAGAGCAAGCCCAACAUGAACUACGACAAACUCAGCCGAGCCCUGCGCUACUACUACGACAAGAACAUCAUGACCAAAGUGCACGGCAAGCGCUACGCCUACAAGUUUGACUUCCACGGCAUCGCUCAGGCCUUGCAGCCCCAUCCCACCGAGUCCACCAUGUACAAGUACCCCACCGACCUGCCCUACGUGCCCAGUUACCACGCUCACCAGCAGAAGGUCAACUUCGUUUCGCCCCAUCCUCCAUCCAUGCCCGUCACCUCCUCCAAUUUCUUCGGGCCCACGACCCCAUACUGGAGCUCUCCGACAGGUGGGAUUUAUCCCAAUCCCGGCAUGCCACGUCACGCCAAUUCUCACCUCGGCAGUUACUACUAAAGCCCCUCACCUCACACCCGCUCCCCGAAUGCCGAAACCUGAACCGCACUCGGAGAGAAGACAAACAAGGAAGCUGGAAAGGGAGGGAUUUGGGCCGAAACGUUUGUGCAAGGAAGCAGAUGUUGAAAGACAGAGAAAGUGGACCAAAAAUGGCUGAUCCUCUUCAAAAUGGAGUACUACUUAUUCAAAGGACUUGGGUUGGUGUUUGUUUUGGAGAGUUUGCGCAUGUUUCUCGUGCCUUUCCACACCCGAAAGCUGCACCGAUGGGUCCCUUUCUACCAAAUAAAGACCACCUCUAUUAUGUAUAAGUCGGCGUACGUCCGACCGACCGACCGAAAAAAACGAAUCACUGUAAACUCACCCUGUGUGUUAAUGCAAUUGUGAACCGAGUGUUUAUAUUUUUGGACCUAGUCCCUGCUUCCCUUUUGGAAUUUAUCUAAACCCACCUUGGUUACAUGAAGUUAUCUUUUGUAAGUCGUGACUGAAACUCUCUUUUCUAAAGCAAAUCUGGCAACUGGAACAAAUAUUGGCAUUCAGCCGCCAUUUAUCCUCCUGGCUGGAGGACGUGGCGCCUGAUUGUUUUUUAGGAGCUUCUCAGGCUAGCUGGCUCAAGCUAAACUCACUUACUCAUCUUUAGCGCUCCUCUAAUGCUGACGAAGAAGACGGUGUUGAUGUGAAAGCUUUGUGGAAUGGAUCGAAACCUGCUUUACCUUGCCUUCUCAGUGAAAAUCCACUCGUUUUCAUCUCAAAACAGCCAAAGUGUUCAAAUUCACUAUAUGUCUUAACAAUCCUGACUAGAUUAUUGGAUCGCUGAAUGUGGGCAUCAUGCAAAGUACCUCUUUGAAAGAAAAGAAAACAAAAUAACAGCAGCACAAGACGUUGAAACCAGAGAUUCGCGAACGCUGUGCGUUUGUCAGACCUAUUUGCUAGUAUUUCUUAAUUUUUUUAUUUUUUUUUUGUUUUGAUCAAAGGUCAACUAGGCAUUAAAAGCAUCUUACUGUAUAAAUUAUGCAGAGCUAUUUUCAUAUGUGACAGUGUUAAGAAUCAUACGUUAAUACGAGUUGACCUCGGUCAAAAUGCAAACUUUUUUAUCAGUUACUGAAGGUAGUUUGAACUACGUAGGUGUUUUGUAUCUGUACAUAUGGGCAAUAAGUUUAUGAAUGUUCUCUUGUAUUUUUCAGAAAAUGCAUUUUCUAAUGUUCUUGGUGUGCUGCCAUGACAAUAAGAAAGUUAUUUUGAUAUGUAGUUCAUAUUUUUAUUCACUAGAAGCAAAUGCCUUACCAAACAUGCAUGGAGACAAUCGGUUUUCCGAAGUGCCAUAAUAAACCCUCGGUGCCAAAUCGUAUCACUGGCAAACG